CAAGCAGCUGGUGCACGGCCGGUUGUUCUACGACCGCUUCCCCAAAUGGUGGCGAAUUCUCGUGUGGCCCGGUCGCUGCGAAACUCCUCCCCGCGAGGCCUACGGCAACGUGUGCAUCGUGGAGUUGGCGAUCCUCUACGAGAUCCAAACGCAGACGCGCCUCCCUGAGAAAAUCGGCCCAGGCAAGUGGUGGCUGCCCGAUUUGCACGCGUCGGCCGCCGUGCUGAGCCAGACGCUCAAAGGAAAAGGGCAUGCUCGUGCAGGCGGUGAUCAAGGUACUGGAGCAGCACGGCGCGGGCUUCGCGGCGCCUGCCCGCUGCUUCGCGCGCUCGUGGCGGAUGUUCGUCUGCACGCAGGAGUCGCCCACGCACGCCCUGUCCGCGCGGCCGCAAAUGCAUCCCCGUGCCCUGAGCACCCAGCUUGAGACGUUCUUCCGGAACCCUGCAGUCCGCAAGAGCAAACUUCAGAUGGAUCGUGUUUUCACGACUGCCCCGGGCGAAGCUCAUCUGAUUGACGUCAAGGAGCGCGCCAUUGGCGCCGAUCCUCUCAGCCAGUGUCUUGCCCUGCACGGCAGCGCCCGGAGCGCUUUAGAGCAGGCCGACCUCGAGCUCUCCGCCAACCAGGAGGGCCGCGCCCAGCUCGCUGCUGCUAAACGUGCACUUGCUCAAGGGGACCGCACCGUCUACACGCUGACGGACGAAGGCGCGCUCACGCACCUGAAUCCGUCGCGCGCAGCCGGCCAGCCUGCCAAGCAGGCUCGUCAAGGCAUCGCGCUCGAUGAUGCGGGCCGGCUCCAGGCCAGGACCCCGCUCCAUUUCUGGGCCGGCUCCCUGAGCCGCAAUCGAUGUCUGCUGCUUCUGGCUGCCGCGUGUUCGGCUUCAACACGCAGAAUGCUUGGUGGGAGUGCUUCCUUUGUGACCGUGUGGUCGACACACACGAGCUCAGCCGCUCCUGAAAGCGCCCGUGCCUGGGCCUCGCUGCUGCUGCCGGAUCGGACGCCAGUCGUCCAGGCCGUGCACCUUCUUCUACUGUGUCUGGGGCCCGCAACGCUGCUUCCUCAUCAUCCUGCAGGGCCCGCAAUGGUGUUCCUCCCUCCUUUUCUGGGGCCCGCAACGGUGCCCGCCCGUCUGAUUGUCCGCGAUUGCCAUUGCCUGGUCGCCGUCACGCCAGGCUUCCUCGCUGGGCGGCGCCCCCAACCAAGGCGAUGAUGAUGGACCGGAACCAAAGCGGCACGCUGAAACACUUGGAAGUCAUGGAAACGACGUGCAAGAGCUGAUCGACGGGCUCAUGAGAUGGACAGGAACCAGAGCGGCACGUUGGAAUACUUGCUCCGUCGGCGGCGUGGCAGAGUUGGUUGCACCAGCGAUUGAAGUUUCAUUAUUGGCGUUCGAUUGUUCAGCAUGGGAAUUGAUCUUUCGGCGCGUCAAUAUGUGUGCCGCUCGCGCCAAGGCGUGUCAGGCUGCCAUGCUAGCUCGCAGGUGACGUCCGCCUGCGGUCAGCCCAGUGAAUUGGAUCCAUCUCUUUACUUUCAGGAUCUGGUCGCUCCACCUUGUGUGCACAUCCUUGGCCAAUCGACC
Messenger RNA from Prorocentrum cordatum, 1577 nucleotides. Lineage: Eukaryota; Dinophyceae; Prorocentrales; Prorocentraceae. The record is from the annotation of a GenBank genome assembly.